This is a messenger RNA of Anoplopoma fimbria (sablefish), 3884 nucleotides long. Its product is annotated as uridine-cytidine kinase-like 1. The transcript has 15 exons. Gene Ontology annotation, molecular function: kinase activity; ATP binding. The record is from RefSeq and is a predicted model, not a curated record. Lineage: Eukaryota; Metazoa; Chordata; Actinopteri; Perciformes; Anoplopomatidae. Gene Ontology annotation, cellular component: cytoplasm. Bases 50 to 1687 code for a protein of 545 amino acids.
CGCGCGGUGACGUCAUGACGCUCUCUCCCGCGCCGCGCUGACGCACAACAUGGAGACAUCGAGCAGCGCCGUGGACCCGGAGGAGCCGCGGCCCGGAGCAGCGGCCGAGGCGGAGCGGCCCGCGUCCAGGUCCGACAGUGGGAGUGGAGAUGAUUCCCUGGAUGGCGUCUCAAACCGCGUCCCCCGCUGCCCUUUGACCCCGUCGUUAUCGCCAAGAAAACGGACCACGAGCCAGUCCAAGACCGAGCCUCCCCUGCUGAGGACGGACAAACGGACCAUCUACACCGCCGGCAGGCCGCCGUGGUACAACGUCACUGGGACCACCUUCAAAGAGGCCUUCGUUAUCGGUCUGUGUGGAGGAAGUGCUUCUGGUAAAACCACAGUCGCCAAUAAGAUCAUUGAAGCGCUGGACGUUCCCUGGGUGGUUCUGCUCUCCAUGGACUCGUUCUACAAGGUGUUGAACAAAGACGAGCAGGAGCUGGCGGCUAAAAACGAGUACAACUUCGAUCACCCCGACGCCUUCGACUUUGAGCUGCUGGUCACCGUCCUCAGGAAGCUGAAGAAAGGGAAGAGCAUCAAAGUCCCGGUGUACGACUUCACGUCGCACUGCAGACGCAAAGAAUGGAAAACGGUGUACGGGGCCAAUGUUGUCAUCUUUGAGGGAAUCCUGGCUUUUGCCAACAAGGAGCUGCUGAAGCUGCUGGACAUGAAGGUGUUCGUGGACACGGACUCAGACAUCCGCCUGAUACGGAGGCUGAAGAGGGACAUUUCUCAGCGCGGACGGAACAUCAGCGGCAUCAUCAAACAGUACAACAAGUUCGUGAAGCCGGCGUUCGAGCAGUACAUCGAACCCACGGUGCAGUCCGCUGACAUUGUGGUGCCCCGAGGUGGAGAAAACUUUGUAGCGCUGGAUUUGAUUGUUCAGCACGUUCACAGUCAGCUGGAGAAGCGUGAGAUCACUGUGAGAUCGGCUCUGGCCUCGGCUCACCAGGGUCAGCCGUUACCCAAGACCCUCAGCGUGAUGGAGCGCACGCCUCAGGUCCGCGGCAUGCACACCAUCAUCAGAAACAAGGAGACGAACAGAGACGAGUUUAUCUUCUACUCCAAGAGAUUAAUGAGGCUCCUCAUAGAGCAUGCCCUCUCCUUCCUGCCUCUCAAGCCGGUAUCCGUGGAGACGCCUCAGGGUGGCGUCUAUGACGGCAAGAGGCUGAGCGGUCAAAGAAUCACAGGCGUCUCCAUCCUGAGAGCAGGGGAGACGAUGGAGCAGGCUCUGACGGCCGUCUGUAAAGACAUCCGACUGGGAAAGAUCCUGAUCCAGACCAACCACGACACCGGGGAACCAGAGCUCCACUACCUCCGUCUGCCCAAAGACAUCAGUGAGGACUACGUCAUCCUGAUGGACAGCACCGUGUCCACCGGAGCUGCUGCUCUCAUGGCUGUCAGAGUGCUGCUGGACCACGACGUAGCGGAGGACAAGAUCUUCCUGCUGUCCCUGCUGAUGGCGGAGACGGGCGUCCACUCGGUGGCCUACGCCUUCCCCAAGGUCCGCAUCAUCACCACGGCCGUGGACAAGGAGGUCAACGACCAGUUCCACAUCAUCCCGGGCAUCGGUAAUUUCGGAGAUCGUUACUUUGGCACCGACGCUCCGUCAGACUGGUGUGAGAGCGACGAAGGGAUGGACUUCUGAAAGAGCGAGGAGGGUCGUUAGAGAAACACUCGAACCGUUAAACUCUCCUCCUCCCCUCGCUGCUCCGUCGACACGUUUCAGACCGGAGAGGUGACGCUGCGAUAAACCGCUUCCUCUUCAGAUGAGCAGAGCGGAGUUCAGCGCUAGGUCAGCGAAGGAUCAUGGGAGAUCUCCUGCUGCUGGUGCCAAGUUUACAGAAAGAUUAAAGGGGGUCACGGUGUUGCCUCCUCUGCAGGAUGUUUGUCAGCUCCUCGGUAUUCAGAGAGUGUGAAGAAAGGUGCAAGAUUAAACUGACGACAAUGCUUGAUUAUGAUGUAGAUAUUGUUGCCAGUUCUGUGUUUAUGUCGCUGAAGCUGCAGGCUUUUGCUUGUAUAGUUUUACUGGAAGAAGUGAAGAGUGUCUUUGUUGUAAAUAAAUGGUUGUUUGAACAUUAGCUGGGGAGUUUGGUUCGAGCCUCGCUCAGUUUCAAUCCCAGCAGAGAUGAAAAGAUGAACUUCAGUGUUCGGUCGAUACCCUGCUUCACAUUCCAAUCGGGCAUAAUCUCAUCAUUUGUUUUGCAUAAAGACAAAACAUUAGUUUCCACCACGAGUGUUGUGUGUUUACGGGAGGACAUUUCCAGAGUACUGUGAUUUUAGCUUGAAGCGUUUUUGUAACAAUGAUUAGUGCGUUACAGCUUUGCUCUGGGAUGUAAAAUAGUUUCUCAGGCAACUUUCACUGAAGGGAACAACAGCAAUUUAUACUUGAACAAUAAGACUGACUGAUGGUUUAGGAGGAAACGUUAAAAUAUUGUUGGUUAUAUUUGUUUUAUCUAUUUUAUCACCAGAAAAAACAACCUUUUUUUUGUCCAUUAUUUCAGAAAAAGGUUCAUUCUUUUAGUUAAAAACCAUCAAAUAUCGUCUUUAUUUAACAAAACAAUAUUUCACUUUGCUUUAGCUGCUAAUGAAGCUUGUAGCCAGCGACGCUUUCAAAGACCAAAUGUUUUUAUUUAUUUGUAUUGAUUGUAGGGAUCAGAUAUUUGUUUUGCAUUACGUUGCCGCCAUUCAUCCGAGUUACAUAAGCAAUAUAUUUUGUUUUAAUGUUUAUUACACUGAAGUUCUGCAGGCCCAUAACAGCAGGUUUAUGUAGACCAGUGGCCAUAUACAGACAAAUCUAAUAUUUCAAAACAUAAACCUUAAGAAAGAAGAGUUUCUAAGUUUUCUAGUUUCUAAGAUAACUACACAACACUAGUAAACAGUUAAGAUAAUAAAGUAAAUUAUUGGUGUACAAACAUCUCUAACAGCUGCUUUUAAAUUAUAUUUAAACAUAAUUCAAUACUUUUGAACUCGUAUACAGUGAGAGCCAACUUAAAAUGUUAUGUGUAAAUACGUAAAAAUGCAAUUAUUGGCAAUAUUUAAAAUUGCCAAAUAUUUUGUGUUCAUGGCCUGAGUGACAUGUUUAAAGAUUACGAUUAAGAUAAAAAAUCUGUAAUUUUAAUAUUAAAAUGUUACAAACAGAACAACCGAAAUGGUAAAAUAUUGGUUUAUGUGCUGAAAUAGUCGAUACAACUUCAGAAUGAAAACGAAUUCAAAACAGUUACAGGAAUCAUACAAAAAACAUUAAAUAAUAAAGCUUUUAAAUCUCCAUGGUAAUACCAGACUAUUUAAAGUUGCAUCGUAACUAAAACCAUCUCUGCUGCUCUUAAAUGAACAGAUUUAAAUGAGAAUAAAUAACAGCAAUACUUUAUUAAUGUUAAUAUUAAUAUAUUAAUGUGUUCAUUACUUUACCUCUGCUGUUAAAUGUGGGGCCAAUUUAAAUCAUUUUUUACAAUGCAAGGUAGUUUAACCCAUAAUAAUUUAAUAUUAAUAUGAAUCUGUAGAAUAACUAAUGUUAUUAAAAAUAUAGGAGUAAAAAGUAUAAUAUUGGGUUAAAGUUACAAAAAAAUGGAAAGUACCUCAAAAUUGUACUUCUAUAUUAUCAGUGUUUUUAAUUAUUCCUGUGCUUUCGUCAAAAAAACAAACACCCACCAAGUCGUUUACGUCCAGCUGUAAUUGACGGCACAUUACAACUAAUAUACAUUUAAAAAAGGAUGUCUGUCGAUUUUUACUGUACGACUCAACAAUAUACGUUCUAUGUGGAAGCUUUGUUACCUCACAUUAAGGGAAACGCACAGAUGAAACUAAUAACAGUAAUUGUGGCUCGGUUGUAUUUUGGUGCUCAA